This is a messenger RNA of Anthonomus grandis grandis, 717 nucleotides long. RefSeq lists its product as uncharacterized. The record is from RefSeq and is a predicted model, not a curated record. Lineage: Eukaryota; Metazoa; Arthropoda; Insecta; Coleoptera; Curculionidae. The transcript has a single exon. The coding region runs from base 1 to 717 and encodes 238 amino acids.
AUGUGGAAUUUUCCUAAUUGCUUAGGAGCAUUACAUGGCAAGCAUAUCAUUAAAGCAGCUCCAGCCAACAGUGGAUCUCUACAUUUUAACUAUAAAAAAACAUUUUCGAUUGUAUUGUUGGCUUUGGUGGACGCUAAUUGUAAAUUUAUAGCCGUAGACAUUGGAUCCUAUGGUGAUAAUAGGGACGGAGGAAUAUUCGCGAAUUCUGCAUUCGGAAAAGGAUUAGAAAAUGGGACGAUAAAUAUUCCCGAAGACUCUCCACUACCAGGAACAAAAAUAUUACCUCCGUAUGUUAUUUUGGGCGAUGAAGCAUUUCCAUUGAAACAAUAUUUAAUGCGGCCUUAUCCAGGUUUGAAAAAUGCAGAAGACAACGAAAAGAGAAUCUUCAAUUAUCGUUUAUGUCGAGGAAGAAGAUUAGUUGAAUGCGCCUUUGAUAUUUUAUCGCAAACGUUUCGUAUCUACCAGAGAAGAUUGAUACCCAACCCUGAAAAUGCAACUCUGAUUGUCUUGACUACUUGUAUUUUGCAUAAUAUUAUAAGGAACACCAGAACUAUAAAUAAUGAAAAUGUUUCAACCUGUACCAAUACUAAUUGUGUACAAAACUUGAGAAGACAAGGCGGAAAUUCACAGACUGAAGCAUUUGAAACUAGAGAAAUUAAAAAAAAAAAAAUUCAAUUCUCCGAUAGGUGCAGUGCCAUGGCAAGCAGCGCGAGUUAA